Rattus rattus (black rat) is the source of this 2649-nucleotide messenger RNA. RefSeq names its product ADAM metallopeptidase with thrombospondin type 1 motif 12 (gene Adamts12). Gene Ontology annotation, cellular component: extracellular matrix. Gene Ontology annotation, biological process: extracellular matrix organization; proteolysis; actin cytoskeleton organization. Bases 1 to 2649 code for a protein of 882 amino acids. Gene Ontology annotation, molecular function: actin binding; metalloendopeptidase activity. Lineage: Eukaryota; Metazoa; Chordata; Mammalia; Rodentia; Muridae. The transcript has 15 exons. The record is from RefSeq and is a predicted model, not a curated record.
AUGCCAUGUGCUCAGGGGAACUGGAUGGCAAAGCUCUCUAUGGUGGCCCAGCUUCUUAACUUUGGGGCUUUUUGCCAUGGGAGACAAGCUCAGCCCUGGCCGGUUCGCUUCCCAGACCCGAAGCAAGAACAUUUUAUCAAGUCCCUGCCAGAAUACCACAUAGUGAGUCCUGUCCAAGUAGAUGCCAGUGGCCAUUUUCUGUCCUAUGGCCUGCAUCACCCUGUCACUGGCAGCAGGAAGAAGAGAGCUGCAGGUGGUUCUGGGGACCAGGUGUACUACAGAAUUUCACACGAAGAAAAAGACCUGAUUUUCAAUCUGACAGUCAACUGGGACUUUCUUUCCAAUGGCUAUGUCGUGGAGAGGAGAUAUGGGAACCUUUCCCAUGUGAAGAUGGUGGCUUCCUCAGGGCAGCCCUGCCAUCUCAGGGGCACAGUUCUGCAGCAGGGCACCACAAUCGGGAUGGGGACAGCAGCUCUUAGUGCCUGCCAAGGACUGACUGGAUUUUUCCAUCUACCACAUGGAGACUUUUUCAUUGAGCCUGUUAAAAAGCAUCCGCUGACCGAGGAAGGUUUCCAGCCUCAUGUCAUAUACAGGAGGCAGAGCUACAGAGUUCCAGAGACAAAGGAGCCCACCUGCGGAUUAAAGGACAGCCUUGAUAACUCUGUGAAGCAAGAGCUACAGCGGGAGAAGUGGGAGAGGAAGAACUGGCCAAGCAGAAGCCUCUCCCGACGCUCCAUAAGCAAGGAGAGAUGGGUGGAGACCCUCGUGGUAGCCGACACGAAGAUGGUAGAGUACCAUGGAAGUGAGAACGUGGAGUCGUACAUCCUCACUAUCAUGAAUAUGGUCACUGGGUUGUUUCAUAACCCAAGCAUUGGAAACGCAGUGCACAUUGUUGUGGUUCGGCUCAUUUUACUUGAAGAAGAGGAGCAAGGAUUGAAAAUAGUUCACCAUGCAGAGAAGACACUGUCCAGCUUCUGCAAGUGGCAGAAGAGCAUCAAUCCCAAGAGUGACCUCAACCCUGUCCAUCAUGAUGUGGCUGUCCUUAUCACCAGAAAGGACAUCUGUGCUGGUGUCAAUCGCCCUUGUGAGACUCUGGGGCUGUCCCAGCUGUCAGGAAUGUGCCAGCCUCACAGGAGCUGUAACAUCAACGAAGACUCCGGUCUCCCCCUGGCUUUCACCAUUGCGCAUGAACUUGGGCACAGCUUCGGCAUCCAACAUGAUGGGAAGGAAAAUGACUGCGAGCCCGUGGGCAGACACCCAUACAUCAUGUCCCAACAAAUUCAAUAUGACCCAACUCCACUGACAUGGUCGAAAUGUAGCAAGGAGUACAUCACUCGCUUCUUGGACCGAGGCAGAGGGUUCUGUCUUGACGAUGUCCCCAGAAAGAAAGGCUUAAAGUCCAAUGUCAUUGCCCCUGGAGUAAUUUAUGAUGUUCAUCACCAGUGCCAGCUCCAAUACGGCCCAAAUGCUACAUUCUGCCAGGAAGUGGAAAAUGUUUGCCAGACACUGUGGUGCUCAGUGAAAGGCUUCUGUCGCUCUAAGCUGGAUGCUGCUGCAGAUGGGACGCGUUGUGGUGAGAAGAAGUGGUGUAUGGCUGGAAAGUGUAUCACAGUGGGGAAGAAACCAGAGAGCAUCCCUGGAGGCUGGGGACGCUGGUCACCCUGGUCACACUGUUCGAGGACAUGUGGGGCAGGAGCUCAGAGCGCAGAGAGGCUCUGCAACAACCCAGAACCAAAGUUUGGAGGGAAAUACUGCACCGGAGAAAGAAAACGCUAUCGCUUAUGCAAUGUCCACCCCUGCCGCUCAGACACUCCAACUUUCCGACAGAUGCAGUGCAGUGAAUUUGACACAGUCCCCUACAAAAACCAAUUCUACCGCUGGUUCCCAGUGUUUAAUCCAGCACAUCCUUGUGAGCUGUACUGCAGACCCAUAGAUGAACAGUUUUCUGAGAGAAUGCUGGAAGCCGUCAUUGAUGGCACCCCGUGCUUUGAAGGUGGCAACAGCAGAAAUGUCUGUAUUAAUGGCAUAUGUAAGGUAUUGGAGAAGGGGAAGCCUCGCUUCCCGUUUUUCCCACCUCAGGUACCACCUUACUCCAGGACUUUCUGUCCCAGCAGGGCCAAGCACCUCCAAGCACCUCCUCUCCCACUGAAGCCCACACUGCCAGUCCAGAGACAGCAUACUUCACCUAUGCAGUUCAUAGAGGAUGUCAGCCAAGAAAUCUGGCAAGACUGUGUCAAAUUGUUCCUACAAUCUGAGAUGUGCAGUGAUGCAGCAGUUAUUGCCAAUUGUCCACCCUGGUUAUUAGCUUCUUCUACUGAAGGGAACUUUAUUCAGAUGACCCAGGAAGAAGUUCAGACCUUGCUGACAAGAGAGGGUAGAGAAAAGCUGUUUCUCCAAGGAGUCACCCUUGCUGGAAUCAAAUGCCUGUUGAUCCGAGACAACUUGUUCACCCAUGGCAAUAACAGCAUGGACCUCCGUACCAAAGGCCAAAGUCGAGGUAGCCAGGCAGUGACUGUAGUUCAGAUGGAGUCUGUGUAUCUUGUGGUGAUGGGAAAGAAGGGGACAGAAGGAGGACCUCUCAACCUCAAAGCUUUUGAGAUAGCAGGCUACGUGAGAGAGGCCAUUCUUCAAAAAAUGGCUCAUUGCUAA